GAAACUGUUAAAGUCCGCACCGCCACUGGUGUCGAAGGCUUCAUCAGUGAAUUGAAUUAUGAGUAUUGGUGUAAAAAUUCCACACGUCGCAUUUUCCAGAAUGCCAUCAAGAUAAAAAGUUGUCAAACAUUUCUUGAUUCCGGUGACUCUGGUACUCUUGUUUGGUUUUUGGAUGAAAAAAAAAUUGGCAACCGUUUGCGUAUGGAAUUUGCAAAAUAUGUGAUGAUGGUGACAGCGGUUCAGAAAAAAGUUACAUCUGCCUGAAUUUGAACCACGGCUUAAAAGCUCUUGGUCUUCAGAAUGGUCAAUUUUUUAUACUUCGAUACAAUGGUCGUAGUGUAUCCAACAGUGCUAAAAGCGGCGAUGGUGAAGGAGGUGCAGCUAACAAAAUUAAUAUUUCAAAAGUGACAUUGAAAUGUCGACGCUUUAAACGUCGACGAGGUAUUUUGAAUCAUUACAUUUUUGAUGUUCAGGUGAAUAUUUUACAUCCUAAAACUUAGUCUCAUUGUAGAAUUUUAUGCAUUACUAUUACAUUGUAAUUAAUAAGUGUUUGAUUUUUUAAAAACCAGAUUCGAUUUCCCGUGUUCAUCAACAGCCACCGUCAGAAAAAAUAAAAAACAAGGAAUUCUCGUUAAAAGUUAAUGAAAAGAAUCCAGUCACAUCAACUGGUGCUCGGUUGACAUCGGAAAUUACAGAUGACCUGAAGAUCCGAGCUGUGUUUAAAACAGCAAAAUCUGUAUCCUCACCUGACAAGGAUAAUUUCAGUCGCAUCUCUUUAAAACGGUCUUUACAAUACGUUGAAGGUGACAGCGUCGGCAAAGGCUAUACCGAUGAAAAAGAAUUGUCGUCUGCAAUACCUCACAAAAAAAAAUUGCAAAAUGGUGGAAUUAUCUUCAAGAAAUUUUCAGAUGAAGCUCCCAGUCCCAACACGAGUGAUUUUAAAAAUACGUUUCUAACCAAAGGUUGCAAAAUUAAAGAUUGGGUGCAUGAAAAAUUGAAAAGUUUUUCUUGGCUUUGUGGCAAAUAUGGCAUAGCCCAUCCGAACAAAGAGAUGCCUUAUCUUCAUUUGUAUCUCGAAGUGGACAAGAAAAUGAGAGGGAUUGAUUUAAAACCAGGAAUCAAUAAGAUAUUUGAUGGCAAUGCUUCAGAAUACAUUGAAUUACGUUUAGUCGACCCAUCAGACGAAAUAAUAAUUCGACCACUAUCCAACAUGGUUCACUCAAAGCGCGAUGAUGAGCCUAAUGAGGAAUCUUGUGGCACUUUGACUCUGUUCAGCUGUAAAGAUGGCAAACAUUACGCGUUGACUUGUCUUCAUGUUGGUUAUGGAAAAAUUCUGGAAGGUGCAGAUCAAAUCUUUUACAUUCGAGACAAAAUUGAAAAUGAUAAAUUGGCAUUUGAGAAAUUUCAACUAAAAAACAAGUACUCUUAUACUCAUGAAAACAGCAUAAAAAUACCUCUUGGCGAGCUAUUUGAUUACUCAUUUGAUCUUGAAACCGACAUCAUGGCAAUCUUAAUUGAUGACAAAGAAAAUGAAUUUACUGCGGCUGAAAUAGAGAUGCCGAGCUCCUUCGAUGCUGUGUUUGAUAAUUUGUUAUCAAAGGAAAAUGAAAAAGUUUAUAAAGUUGGCGACGAUUUUGGCUUGAACGUCAUUGCUGACCUUAGUCAUAGCGUUUUUGACAACAACAAGAAAUUAGUGUUUCGUGACGUAGUGGCAGUAAAGAGUGAUAACGAAUUCCUCCGGCGUGGAGAUUCUGGUUGCCUAGUGUAUUAUUAUGAUGAGAACGACAAAAAGAUACCAUUUGCGUAUGGAGUUGCUGCAGUGACCAAGAAAAACGAGACGUAUUAUGUUUGCAUGAGAUUAAAAGAUGGUUUAGAAAAGUUGGGACUUCUCGAAAAUGUCUCCUUCAAAGAUUUUUCACGUGCUUCGAAAAAAAGGGAACCUUCUGUAUGCCAAUCGAAUGAUAAUGACAGUUUCGAAGACAGCGAUGCAAUGCCUUCAUCAGGGAUUAAUGAUGAAAAGAGUGUGGAAGAAGGAUACAUUAGUGAAGACGGAAAACAACGUUUGGAAGUUCAAGAAUUGUUGCGUCAACCAUGGAAAUGUUUUGAUAAAUCAAUAAUACAUCAGAAAAAGUUUAAAAAGAUGGAGGAAUAUGGACGCAAACAUCCAGAAGAAGUUAGACUGCUCGGUGAAUUGCGUGUAAUUUUCAAGGAGGAGUUUUUGAUUGGCAAAGGAAGUGAUGGAGCCCGUGUUUACCUUGCCCUGGGAAAUAAUGGUUAUGGAAAAGCAGUAAAGCGAAUACACAAAGAUAGCGGCAAAGACUUCGCAAAUCGAGAAAAAGAAAUUUUUAAUGAGUUGAAUGCAAAGCGCUCAAAUUAUGCAGUGAAUUUUUUCCAUUUAGAAGAGAACCUUGACGAAGAGUAUUUGUACAUGAUAUUAGAUUUGUGUGAAGAAUCGUUAGAGAGUUAUGUGAAAUCUUCUUCUUUGCAAGAUCUUCAAAAAGUCGUUCCUAAAGUUCUUAUUCAGAUCUUAAAUGGUCUAGUUCACCUUCACAGCGGUGAGCGUCCUAUUCUUCAUCGGGAUUUAAGACCCUCGAACGUUCUUCGAGAUGUACAAGGAAAUUUUUUAAUCGCUGACUUUGGCAUAAGUCAUAUGUUAUCUGAUGAAACUUCGACACAUCGGAGCAUACAGAGAGGAGCUAAAAAUUGGAUAGCUCCAGAGUCAUAUGACAAAUCAAAUGCAUCAAUUGAUAAAGCUCGUUACAAAAAAGAGUCUGACAUUAUGAAUGCCGGAAUGCUGGCUUAUUAUGUUGCAACAAAGGGAAAACAUCCUUUUGGAGAUGAACGGCUUAGACUAGACAACAUUUUGAAAGGAAACCUAGUUGGCUUGGACGAAAUCGAGGAUGUCACGUUCAAAGACCUUUUAUCGUGGAUGCUACAGCUAGAACCGGAAGACAGGCCAUCCGCCAAUGAGGCGUUAAAACAUCCUUAUCUACAAUCCGAUGAAGAGAAAUUUAACAUGCUGUGUGAUAUGGGGAACCAACCGGAAAUGAAACAAUCACAAGGUCAGAGUUCUCCAAAUUCAGAUGUUUUUGCGCAAUUGUAUGCUCCCAUGGAAUGGAUGACGCUUAUCGAUUAUGAAGUCUUGAAAGAUUUCAAAACCUUUGAAAAGAAUGGCAAAGAGAUAACUCUGACUUACAAGCCUACAUGGGCAAGUUGUUUAAGAUUCAUAAGAAAAGUGAAAGAGCAUUGGAGCGAUGAUAAAGAUAAACCUCGUACACAUCUGUUGCUUUAUAUCAAGGAAGGCAACUAUGUAGACUAUUUCAUGCGACGUUUCCCUGAACUGCCACUUCUGGUGCACAAAAUUCUAAGGUCGACUGACUGGAAAACAAGAGCCGAUCUUCAGAAACAUUUUACAGCUUAGUCAUACAACAAUUUUUUAUGUUAAACGAAGUAGCCAAAAUAGUAUUCCAUGACACCAUACAAAGUCCUAAUAUACUUGCCUUUUUCACUAAAAAGUUUUUUUCAUUUGAUAAUAUGCAAUAUGCAUGUUUUAAGUACUCUAUAAAUGCUUUCCAAGAUGAGAGCAUUUUCUUUUUUUAUGUGAUUUUUGAUUCUAAUAUAUUGUGGAGCCAAGGGGGACGGCCUCUGACAAUAUAUUGAGGUUUUUGUAAACGUAACUUGAGGUUUUUGUAAACUGAGGUUUUUGUAAACGUAACUUGAAAGUUUCAGUUGAAUAAAACAUUGCGUUAUA
Xenia sp. Carnegie-2017 is the source of this 3751-nucleotide messenger RNA. RefSeq names its product serine/threonine-protein kinase/endoribonuclease IRE1-like. Lineage: Eukaryota; Metazoa; Cnidaria; Anthozoa; Malacalcyonacea; Xeniidae. Gene Ontology annotation, cellular component: IRE1-TRAF2-ASK1 complex. The transcript has 14 exons. The record is from RefSeq and is a predicted model, not a curated record. Gene Ontology annotation, molecular function: protein serine/threonine kinase activity; RNA endonuclease activity; protein tyrosine kinase activity. The coding region runs from base 1052 to 3421 and encodes 789 amino acids. Gene Ontology annotation, biological process: IRE1-mediated unfolded protein response; intrinsic apoptotic signaling pathway in response to endoplasmic reticulum stress; mRNA processing.